CACUUACGGGGCCCUAUAGAUUCUUUAGGGGGUGCACCAGAGCUCUGUAGGCCCUUUGGGAGCAGCUAGAGGGGCCUAUAGAUGCUUUAGGGGUCUUUCUAUGGCCCUAUAGGCCCUUUAGGAGCCCCUAUAGAUCCUUUGCGGGGGUUCCCGGGGCCUUAUAGAGCCUGAGGGUCCUAUAGCCACUCUAGGCGGCCCUAUAGAUCUUUCUGGUGCCCCUAUAGAUCCUUUGGAGGGGUUUCUGGGGUCUUAUAUUGUUUUUGGAGCGGGUUCAAGGGCCCUAUAGGCUCUUUAAGGGUCUGCCCUGGGCCCUAUAGAUUCUUUUGGAGGCCCUGUCAAUGUGCAGGUUCAUAUAGAUUCUUUAGGGAUUGUCCCCUUACAUUUUUUUUUGGGGGGGAGAGGGGGGGUUCUCCUUGGUCCCCUAUAGGGUCUGUCAGAGUUCUCCAAGCUCAGUCACCGUAUAGAACAGCAGGGAUCCAUCUAUGGGUGUCGUAUAGAGGAAAGGUUACCCUAUAAAUACAUUGUCCCCCACUGAGGGGGUUUCUAUAGGGGUAAACAAUAAAUAAGGGGUGGGGGGGGGGGGGGGGGGGGGAGUCUAUAGGGGCCCCCAUCGAUGCCCGGGGAGGAUCUAUAGGGGCCUAUAGGGGCCAUGGCCUCCGUGCCCGUCUAUUGCCUGUGCCGCCUGCCCUACGACGUCACGCGCUUCAUGAUCGAGUGUGAUGGCUGCCAGGACUGGUUCCAUGGCAGCUGCGUGGGGGUGGAGGAGGAGGCGGCGGCCGAGAUCGACCUGUAUCACUGCCCGCAGUGCGCCGUGCUCAGGGGGCCCUCCGUCAUGAAGCGGCGCCGGGCCGCCCCCAAAGGCGCCGCGGGGGACGCGGAUGUGGGGCGCCCCAUAAGGACCGGCAGCGCUCAGUUCGUGCGGGAGCUGCGGGGUCGCACCUUCCCCAGUGCAGACGAGGUGCUGCUGAAGCCCAGCGGGGCGCAGCUGACGGUCGAAUACCUGGAGGAGAAGAGUUUCAGCGUCCCCAUCCUGGUGGCCCGCAAAGAGGGGCUGGGGAUGACGUUGCCCCCCCCCAGCUUCGGCCCCCGCGACGUCGAACACUACGUGGGUGAGUGGGGGCGGGGGGGGGAUUAAAGGGGGGGGUCCUGA
Messenger RNA from Phasianus colchicus (ring-necked pheasant), 1150 nucleotides. The record is from RefSeq and is a predicted model, not a curated record. Lineage: Eukaryota; Metazoa; Chordata; Aves; Galliformes; Phasianidae.